UUGUUUGUGCUUUAUAUGUACUGUGUAUGCUCUUUACUAGGAAAUAGUUUUGCAUUUAGGACAAGUACCGGCACAUGAUAUCUUAUUUCAUCUUUUUCUUUGCAAAUAGUACUGCAGUAUGAUGUUUUCUUUGAAGAUGGUAAAAUUGCGUGUUCGAGAAAAAGAUGGUGAAUUGCUUUCCCCCAUGAGCACUCCCUGUCUUUUUUCAACAGCACAUGAGCAUUCCCCUCUCUGUUUUUUGUUUUUGUUUUUGUUUUUUUACCGAACAAUUUCUGCUCUGCAUCCGAGUGUUUUUUUUGCCUUUUCACGUCAUGCUAUAGGAUGCGCACUAGUAAUACGAACGUCGGUAACUCGUGUAAAUCCUGCAUCUCUCCUCCUGUUUGAUGGAUCAUUUAUAGUUCCGGCAUCAAAUGUGGAUGGCUGGAGGGACAGUACUCACUGUUGAGUUUUCAGGAAUCCCUCACCUUCGCCACAGGAAUACGACCAGCUAACUUUUUGGCUCUUCUUGAUCAUAGACCCUAUACUGCUUCCGUGGUUGUUCUUGUGACUUGAAGGUCGCACUUUCUUAGCUGUUGCCAUCUUUCUUGUUCUGUGGAUCUGAUUCUACGGUUUCGGUAUUCUCAUAUUUCCACCGAGUGUGGCGGUGGGUGCAAGUGUGCAACUAGUUAAUUAACUUUGUUUUGGCACUGUACCUUACAAAUAUGAGAAAAACAAUGAGGAAUUGAAGUUCUAAUCGAUGCCCAAUCAUUACGAACUUGAAUCGGCAUUCGAUAUCUAUGCAAUUCUGCCGAAUGGUGGAGUCCAUUUCACCUCCUUAUGCUAGUACUGGUCCAUGCGUUAAAAGUAAAUCCUUCAAGAGUUCUGUUUAUUUUUUCAAACUGUAGGCUCACUAGUUGGUUAGUAAGAAUAUCUGGAGAAGGUCACAAGUUAAUAGUGGCAUGUUUCAGAGGGUUUAAACUUAGAUGGGCCCGGUUCAUUGCUUAAUAACUAACCUUAUUCUGGGCUGGCCCAUGCACUGUAUGGCAGUAGCAUCUGAUCCUUGGGUUGGUCACUUGAUCUUCAGCCUGCAGUGCCAACUGUAAUUGAUCUUCAUUCAGAAGUCUUUAUUCUGAUCUCUGGAUGUGAUCCAGCUGGUGCAUGGUUGUUAGUAGUACCAACAACUCUAUUUCAGGACUUGGUUUCCACUUUUGCCCUUGCGUUUGUCUAUUGCAUCAGGCUUAACCUUUUCACUUUGGACAAUCUUUAUGUAAGGCUGCAAGGGUUAGUUGUUCCUUGUUUAGCCUUGCAAGGAAUUGACUGUCCAGCUCCCGAUCUACUCCACACCCUUUAAGUAAAGCUCCUUCAGUUGGCAAACCCGGCAAGUUAGAAGGUCAUCAGACAUUCCUUAAAAUGAUUCUUGCAUCGCACUGAGAUCAGGUAUCAAGGCGCAGGUUGAUGUAUUCCACUCCCAGCACUGAUCCUGGGAGAGACAAAGAGAAGUGCUUCGCAAUCGGAGCUAACCUGCUUGCUUCACUAGACCAUACCAUGGAUUUCGACGAGCCUAUCGUCUUUCCUAUGCACAAUGUAGGCUUGCAAGAGGGGGUUCAGGUUUACAGUUCUGCCCGUGAUACUCAGCUAAGUAGAAGUAUGAGCACGGGGAAGUGUUUAAAGGGUGGUAAAAGGAAGGGUUCUGGAGAGGACAGUUCAUCAAUACAUUCUCAGGCUGAAACCGGUGCAUCAUCUCAGCGAGAAGUCAGCAUGGAGCGUGCUGAUGAGAAGGCAGGUGAUGCUGAUGCCAACACAGAUGACUACGUGCAUGUCCGAGCAAAGCGAGGCCAAGCCACCAAUAGCCACAGCCUUGCAGAAAGAUUUCGAAGAGAGAAGAUAAAUGAAAGGAUGAAGUUUCUUCAAGACCUCGUCCCUGGUUGCAACAAGAUUACAGGCAAGGCCAUGAUGCUUGAUGAGAUCAUAAACUAUGUGCAAUCUCUGCAGAGGCAGGUUGAGUUCCUUUCAAUGAAGCUCUCGACUAUCAGUCCUGACCUGAACUGCGGUCUCGACCUACAAGAUAUCCUUCGCUCACAAGAAGCUCGCUCUGAGUUUCCGGGAUACGGCCAGCAAAUGAGCAAUGUGCAUCUUAAUCUGUACAGGGCAUCUGAACAAGGCUUCUCGCGUCCAGAACCGUACGGGGUCAUUCCAAAUCCAGCAAAUGUUCAUGUGGCAAGAACGGCUCAGUUAUCUGCAUUUCCUCAGCAGAGAGGAGUCUUUUGGGAUGAAGAACUUCGCAACAUUGCUCCAGAUGCUUUCGCUUCAGACACCGGUGCCGUUAGCGUCGAGAAUUCUGAUUCAAUGAAAGUCGAUUAGGUAGCCGGCAGCUGAUGCCGAGGAAUGCUCACAUCUGAAAAUCUUGACAAGCUCGUCUGUCGGACUUCUGGCUGGGGUGCUUUUGCAAGCAGUUUUCCAUGGGGUGAGCUAGUUAACUUUGGUCGUUGAGGAGGAUUCUAGUGUCCACUCGUGUACAGUUUGACCAAUCAAAGGGGGUGAAAAAGCUUGUGAUCUGGUUUAAUAUUGUAACAUGCAUGCCUGGAAUUUAUGGUGUAAUUGGGUUUGAUGGCGUGUGGUUCGACCCAGAAAUUUGCUCGUAUUAGUGUGGAAAGCUUAAAAAGUUUAACUGCAUGUAUUACAUAACAAAUUUUGUGGAAAUGGUUCGAAAUC
Molecule: messenger RNA, 2691 nt
Organism: Phragmites australis (common reed)
Lineage: Eukaryota; Viridiplantae; Streptophyta; Magnoliopsida; Poales; Poaceae
Product: transcription factor bHLH76-like
Exons: 10
Coding region: 1435-2340 (301 amino acids)
Biological process (GO): regulation of DNA-templated transcription
Cellular component (GO): nucleus
Molecular function (GO): DNA-binding transcription factor activity; protein dimerization activity
Source: RefSeq, a predicted model, not a curated record